AUGAUUACUAUCCAUGCAUUAGAGCAAAUGAUGAAAGAAAGGAUUUGCUGUGAUGUGUCAACAGAACUUCCGGUGCAAUUGCCCGGCUAUCCAGUCAAGGGAACAAUUUCCAUCAAUUUCAUUAAACCAUCAUGUAUAACCAACAUAUCGGCACGUUUGUUAGGCGAUGGAGAGGUUAACUUCACUUCAAAAGAGCAUUACCAUUUCUAUAAUCGACGGGUAUAUGUGGAUGAGACUCAAGAGUUAUGGAGACACAGUACAAUCAACAAGAUGUUGGACAUGCAAGUUGAUCAGAAUCAGAAUUCAAGCCGAGUACUACAAGGAAGGUUUUCGUUCAAUUUUAAUUUCAACUUACCGGACGAUUGUGUGACUUCAUUCCACUGCCCUAAUUCGCCAGUUAGUAUUCGUUAUAUGAUUGAGUUCCGAUUUUACACUGGCGAAGCUUAUGCGACUCAUGAACAUGGCAUAACCGUUCUAGCUCCUAUCGGUGUUCGUCGAGACAGCAUUAUUCAUAAGAGUGUACAUUCGAAGAUCUAUCGCUUUCCAAAGGAUCGCGAAAUCUUUUUGGAAUGUACAUUAGACCGAACCAUUUUCCGUACAGCUGAUCCUAUUGCUGCUCAUAUAGUUGUGACAAAUAAAUGGAAGCAAUCAUUGAAAUAUGUUCACAUGAGCAUUGUGCGAUGUAUCACAGCUGAAGGUUACAUGAUUGACAAUUCCAAACUGCUUGAUAAACAUACCGCCUUCAUUGACACAACAGGUGUUGGUCUGCCCUCUUCACAUCCUAAAAUAGCGAUCGGGGAAACGUUCAACUUCUGUCCAGACUUCAAUGUUCCCGCAUUACCACCAUCUAUGGAUGUUGGAAUGUUCAUGACAGCUUCAUAUUAUUUAAAAAUAGCCAUUGGAAGAGCUCAUAACUAUGUAUUGGCAACACUCAAGAUCCCAAUAACUAUUGUAACAGACGUGCUUGAAGCAGACAGUAUGAUAACACCUGUGUCUUAUGAUGAUAUGCUUGUUGAUUUGUCUCCAACAGUUUCCUCUCCAGCAACAUCGUUCCCACAAGUCGUUGACUUGUUAGCAUAA
This is a messenger RNA of Auanema sp. JU1783, 1080 nucleotides long. NCBI's taxonomy places the organism in Eukaryota, Metazoa, Nematoda, Chromadorea, Rhabditida, Rhabditidae. The record is from the annotation of a GenBank genome assembly.